Molecule: messenger RNA, 2193 nt
Organism: Fundulus heteroclitus (mummichog)
Lineage: Eukaryota; Metazoa; Chordata; Actinopteri; Cyprinodontiformes; Fundulidae
Gene: ankrd63
Exons: 1
Coding region: 210-1796 (528 amino acids)
Molecular function (GO): protein binding
Source: RefSeq, a predicted model, not a curated record
ACUGCAUAAUGGUCCUCAGACGUUUGUUGCCAAGGAAACGUUGGGAGGGCAUGUGGAGAGGGAGGUAUAAAAACACUGGCAGCUCCACUCUGACUCUCACACCGUGGUGGAUGCACUCGCUUGUCAUCGCAGAGAGAGGCGUCGGACAACUCGCCACACACUUCCCUUCUCCGUUUGCCGGCUCCUCUCCACAAGUGAGAGCGUGAAAGAUGAUGAGGCCAAAAGACCUGCGCCAGGGCUCUGGCACCAAAACCUUCCUCGACGCGAUGCACGGAGGCAAAGUCCACCUGGCGCGCUUCAUCCUGGACGCCUUGGACGGACGCAUAAUCAACUCGAAGACCGAGAACAGCCGCACCCCUCUCAUGUACGCCGUCUGCCUGCAAGAGCCCGGGACCAGGACCAAGUUCACGCGGCUGCUGCUGGAGAAAGGCGCAAACGUCAACUGUCAGGACGAGGACGGCCGCACAGCCCUGAGCCACGCCUGCGAGAUGGGCCACUUGGAUGUCAUCAAACUUCUGGUGCAGUUCAACGCCGACCCGGACGUCUCCGACGCCUGGGGGAACAGUGCCCUCAUGUACGCGGCCUUUUCCGGACACAGUCAGGUCCUGGAGUUCCUGGUGAGAGCUUUCAAGAGACUGGGGCUGAGGUUGGACCGGACCAACAGCGCCGGUCACUCGGCCAAAGAGAUCGCCAACUUUUUCGGCCACAACCAGUGCGUCCAGAUUUUGAAUUUCCCCUGCAGAAAGAGCGUUUGCAAAGAGGAUCCGUUUGUCGAUGCGGCGAAGGCGGCAGACCCGGAGCGACGGCUUCCCAACAGGCUCCCCAGGCACGUUCUCGACAGGUUUUCCAAGCAAUCAACGAACGAAGAGCAACUGCCAGAUGUGUUCCAGAAACAGACGGACCGCUUCAGGUGUCCCAGGAGUCAGUCUCAAGAGGAUAGCCAUCGCAACAGCUGGGCUCUGCCUCCUCAGAUAGAGACAAGCCAAACCGAAGGGGAUCACAGCAUUCUCUUCACUGCCAAACAGCUGCAAAACUGCCAGCUUAGGGAGCAAAAGGGGUCGAAAAUAAUGAACUCCGUCGCUGAGUCAAGCCAGAAAGACAUUGGCCGAGACAUUCGGCUUCCAGAGCAAAAACAGGAGAGUUUUCCUCUCUGGGGAAAGGCAAAGUCAUUUAACCUGGACCUUCUGAGCAGCAGAAAGCAGUCCUAUCAGGGUGAUGUGCGUGACAUGAGGAUGUCAGCCAGCAAAUUAAAGAGAGCCUCGCUGCAGGAUGACCGAUGCCUGAUAGACAAGGUCGAAUGUCAAGGGAAGCCCCGAUCCCUGACAAACGAUGCCAGCAAAAUUGCUUCGCUGCCAAAACCUCUUUUACACAGCAAGGCUCACUCCGGGAAAGCACUCCAGGAGAAAGUCAAGUCACAAAACGAAGAAGCUAAUGAUACGGCCCCGUCAAGCCAAAGAGGGCUACAGAAGAGGGGAAGCCUCGGCUCAGUUUCCAGACACAACAAACUCCUUCUCCCCAGGGAGGAGACGGAGCCAGAGAAGAUCCCGAGCCGCGGCGGCCCAGGGUUCGUGGGCCUGGGGACCAGACUGCUGCGUCGGUUCACCGCUCCAGAGUUCAUGAGGAUGGUGAUCGACUGUUCGUCUGGCUCUUCCAAUGGAAGAGGUCGGAUGUCCCGCUCCGAGACCUACCCUCUGUCGCACACACACCAGCCGGUCAACAGCCAGCCGAGCGUCGACAGCAUCAGCGCUGUGAAGUGUGAGUUUGAGAGCUACUCGUCCCAGUCUGGCCUCGAGUAGAUAAAGGACGGUUUCCAACAAACAGAAAUGCCUGGUUGUCUUUUUAUUUUUAACUGCACUUGAAUUCUGAAAGUUUCAGUUCUUGGAUAGCUGAGAUUUCUUCUAAAGAAAAUAAUAUACUUUGUUUUAGCUGCAGUUUCCUUUUUUGCAAGAUUUCUAUUUGAAUAUAAAAAGGUUUUAACGGUAAUUGCUUGUUUACAACAGAUUUUGUGCAAUAUUAAAAAUGAAUCAAUCAUUUGUAGAUUUCAUGGUGAUAAUUUCUUUUCCAAUUAAUAUCACAUGGACCUAACUGCAUUAAAAGAUUGCUUCUGUGUCUUUGAGAGAAUUUGUAUUUUGCUUUAUAACAAUUCAUGACUGUGCAAACAAGCUGAAUGCCCAAUAAAACGGUAAACUCUUG